Messenger RNA from Balaenoptera ricei (Rice's whale), 1425 nucleotides. RefSeq names its product opsin 3 (gene OPN3). Gene Ontology annotation, molecular function: G protein-coupled receptor activity. Gene Ontology annotation, biological process: G protein-coupled receptor signaling pathway. Lineage: Eukaryota; Metazoa; Chordata; Mammalia; Artiodactyla; Balaenopteridae. Gene Ontology annotation, cellular component: membrane; photoreceptor outer segment. The record is from RefSeq and is a predicted model, not a curated record.
AUGGUCUGGAGCUUGAGGGCGCAGCCUGGGGGUCGCCACAGUGAGGGCCUUAGCGACAGAGUGUACCCACUGCUACCGCAGGGAGGACAGGAAGGACAAUAUGGGCAGGCCUGGGGUGUGGCCUGGGUUUGCAUUAAGUGUGCGACUCCUUUUGGCAGCGGGUCGUACGGGACGACGGGUACGUCGGAGCGCCCUGCGCCCCACCCAGAACCUAGCGCGCCGGCGCCCGGCUUGCACGCUGCAGGGCACUGCGGGGGCGGCGGCGUAGUCGGCUCGGAGGGUGGCGAGGGGCUGUGGCCUGGGCAGCCGAGGCUUGCGCAGCCUGUCAGCCAGGGCGCCUACGAGCUCCUGGUGCUUCUGCUUGGCUCCGUGGGACCGCUGGGCGUCGGCAGCAACCUGCUGGUGCUCGUCCUCUACCUCAAGUUCACGCGGCUCCGCAGCCCCGCCCGCCUCCUCCUGCUUAACGUCAGCCGCAACCUGCUACCCUGCGUCCACCGGGCCGCGCUAGCUUUCGCGUUCCGCCUGAGGGGCGGCGUGGUGGGGGGCGCCACGAACUGCGUGUGGGACGGCUUCAGCAACAACCUGUCGGGUAUUGUUUCCAUUAUCACCCUAACUACGCUGGCCUGUGAACGUUAUAUUGGCAUGAUCCAUAACAGAGUGAUCAGUUUUUCCUUGGCCUGGAGGGCCAUUACCUACACCUGGCUAUACUCACUGGUGUGGCCAGGAACACCUCUCCUGGGCCGGAACAGGUACAUCCUGGCCGUGCAUGUACUAGGCUGCGCUGCGAAUUGGAAAUCCAAGGACGCCAGCGACUCCUCCUUUGUGUUUUUCUUAUUUCUUGGCUGCAUGGUGGUACCUGUGGGUGUCAUUGCUCAUUGCUAUGGCCAUGUUUUGUAUUCCAUUCGAAAGCUCCGUUUUGUUGAAGAUCUUCAGACAAUUCAAAUGUUCAAGAUUUUAAGAUAUGAAAAGAAACUGGCCAAAAUGUGCUUUUUUAUGGUAUUCGCCUUUCUGAUCUUUUGGAUGCCUUAUGUUGUGAUUUGUUUCUUGGUGUUUAAUGGUUAUGGACACCUGUUCACUCCUACAAUAAUAUCUACUGUUUGAUAUCUCUUUGCUAAAUCAGGCACUGUGUAUAAUCCAGUUAUUUAUAUCUUCAUGGUCAGAAAGUUUCGAAGAGCCCUUUUGCAGCUCCUAUGUUUCCGACUGCUGAGAUGCCAGUGACCGGCUAAAGACCUACCAGCAGUUGGGAGUGAAAUGCAAAUCCAACCCAUUGUGAUGUCACAGAAAGAUAGGGACAGACCAAAGAAAAAAGUGAUUUUUAACUCUUCUUCCAUCAUUUUUAUCAUCACUAAUGAUGAAUCACUAUCAGUUGACGGUGACAGAACCAGUGGGUCAUAGGUCGAUGUAAUCCAAGUUAGUCCUUUAUAG